CGUAGCUACUGUAUCCGCUGCUGCUCGGUCUGAGUCCGGCGAAAAUGUUGAGAGUUACUAUCCGGGCUGACAUGCUCCCUCUGUGGGUGUUUUUCUGUCUCGUUUCCUCUCAGUUUUGGACUGUGUCCUCUGAGGACAUCGUGGUUGCGUGUGGAGGCUUCGUGAAGUCUGACGUAGAAAUUAACUACUCGUUAAUAGAGAUCAAACUCUACACCAAACAAGGUUCUCUGAAAUAUCAAACAGACUGUGCUCCCAUCAAUGGAUACUUCAUGAUACCGCUUUAUGACAAGGGAGAUUUUGUUUUAAGGAUUGAACCUCCUCUUGGAUGGAGCUUUGAGCCCACCAGUGUUGAGCUCCAUGUGGAUGGCGUCACUGACAUCUGCACCAAAGAGGAAGACAUCAACUUUGUUUUCACAGGCUUCUCUGUCUCAGGAACGGUUCUGAGUAAGGGCCAUCUCUUGGGUCCAGAAGGAGUCGAAGUUAAACUGAGCAGAGAAGGAACUGAGGAGAAACUUCAAAGUAUCGUCACUCUGCCUGGAGGAAAGUACACCUUCUUCAAGGUGCUUCCUGGAAAUUAUGACAUCACUGCUUCCCAUCCUUCAUGGACUCUGGAGCAGAGUUCCACCACGGCCCAUGUUUCCAAUGCCAACGGUGUGGCCGCUGACCAUCUGGUGGUUGGAGGUUACGACGUCUCAGGAGAAGUUCGCAGUGAUGGAGAACCAAUGAAGGAGGUCACCUUCCUGCUGUACUCAGCCACUGUUAACAAAGAGGUCAUCAGUGACUGUAACAUGACUCCUGUGGACGGAGCAGAUGCCGGAGACGACUCUUUGGUUUAUCUGUGCAGCGUUCAGUCCAGGGAAGAUGGAACUUUUACUUUUCCCUCUCUGGCCAGUGGAGCCUACACUGUGGUGCCUUUUUAUAGAGGAGAAAGAAUCACUUUUGAUGUCGCUCCAUCGAGGAUGAAUUUCAAGGUCGAGCACAACAGUUUAAAACUGGAGCCCAUCUUCAAGGUCAUGGGCUUCUCCGUGACGGGCCGGGUCCUCAACAGUGUGGGAGGAGAGGGUGUCUCCGACGCCACUGUGUCCCUCAAUAAUCAGAUCAAAGUUCUGAGUAAAGAAGACGGGUCCUUCCGGCUGGAGAACAUGACAGCUGGUACUUACACCAUUCGUGUCAACAAGGAGCUGAUGUUCUUUGAGCCAAUCACGGUGAAGAUUGCCCCGAACACACCUCAACUUCCUGAUGUCAUCACAGCAGGGUUCAGUGUCUGUGGUCAGAUCUCCAUCAGUCGUCUGCCUGAAGGCAUGAAGCAGCAGGGUCGCUACAAAGUCACUCUGAGCCACCGGGGUCAGGUGAAGACGCUCAACAGGGUCAUCGAGUCUGAUCCCCAGGGGUCAUUCUGUUUUCAGGCCAAACCUGGAGACUACAGCGUCCAAGUCGCUCUUCCUGAGACAGAGGUCAAAGCUGGACUGGCUCUGCAGCCUCAAGCCCUCCACAUCUCCCUAGUGGACCAGCCCCUCACUGACCUCCUCUUCACACAGUUCAUGGCUUCAGUCUCCGGAAAAGUCUACUGCUUAGCCUCCUGUGAUGACCUCUCUGUCCUGCUGCAACCAGUGAGUCGACAAGGAGAGAGAUGGACGGUGGCUCUGUCUGGCAGCAGCGAAAUCCUCAGUUUCUCCUUUGACAACGUUCUGCCUGGAAAAUACAAAGUGAGUAUUUCUCAUGAGGAGUGGUGCUGGAAACACAAGUCCAUGGAAGUGGAAGUUCUGGACUCUGAUGUCCUGGGCGUGGAGUUCAGACAGAUUGGUUACAUCCUGCGCUGCUCACUGUCACAUGCCAUCACUUUGGAAUUCUUCCAAGAUGGCAGCAAACCUGAGAAUGUGGGAAUGUACAACCUGUCUAAGGGAGUGAACCGUUUCUGCCUCUCCAAACCCGGUGUUUACAAAGUCACCCCCCGCUCCUGCCACCAGUUUGAGCAGGACUUCUACAUCUACGACACCUCGGCCCCCAGCAUCCUGACCCUCACCGCGGUACGACAUCACAUGACCGGUCUCAUAACCACUGACAAGAUCCUUGAUGUCACUGUGACCAUCAAGUCGUCCAUCGAAAGUGAGCCGGCACUCGUUCUGGGUCCACUGCGCAGCCUGGAAGAGCAGCGGCAGGAGCAGCAGCUGCAGGAGAUCGAGGUACGUCGCCAGGAACGGGAGCGUCGAGCCGCAGAGGAAGACGGAGGAGCGAAGGAUGACAGUCCGCCAAUCCAGGAGAAGGCUGAUGAACUGACGGGACCGUUCCACUACGAGUUCUCCUACUGGGCCAGGGCUGGAGAGAAGAUCACUGUGACUCCCUCCUCUAAGGAGCUGCUCUUCUACCCUCCAGAGGUGGAGGCCACCAUCACUGGAGAGUCGUGUCCAGGUCGGCUGGUGGACAUCACAGGACGAGCGGGUCUUUUCCUCAAGGGCAAGGUCUCACCAGAGUUAGAAGGUGUGAAGAUCUCCAUCACAGAACGAGGAUCAGCUGAUCUGCUCAUCACCGUGGCCACUGAUGAGAUGGGAGCAUACAGUGUGGGUCCACUGCACAGUGACCGUCAGUACAACAUCAGCGCCAGCAAAGAAGGAUUUGUUCUGAGUCCUGUUGAAGAAUCCCAGGGAGACUUCAAGGCCUUCGCUCUGGCUGGUGUGACCUUCAAGAUUAAAUCAGAGGAUGGUCAGCCUCUGUCUGGUGUCCUCUUGUCUCUGAGUGGAACCAACUUCAGGUCCAACCUUUUGACCCAGGACACUGGUCUUCUCACCUUUAACAACCUGAGCCCAGGUCAGUACUACUUCAAGCCAAUGAUGAAGGAGUUCAGGUUUGAGCCGUCGUCUCAGAUGAUCUCUGUGGAGGAAGGUCAAAACCUCAGUAUUGACAUAAGUGGCAUCAAGACUGCAUACAGCUGCUACGGAGCAGUGCAGUCCCUGAGCGGAGAUGCAGAGCGGGACGUGGCGGUGGAGGCUGUGGGUCAAGGAGAGUGCAGUCUCUACAGUGAGGACACAGUCACUGAUGAGGAGGGACGCUUCAGACUCCGGGGUCUGCUGCCUGGUUGCAAGUAUUUGAUUCAGCUCCGUGCAGAAGGGAACGAUCACAUAGAGAGAGCUUUACCUCAGCACAGGGCAGUGGAGGUUGGCAGCAGUGACAUUGAAGGAGUCAACAUCAUUGCCUUCAGACAGAUCAAUCAGUUUGACCUGAGUGGAAACGUCAUCACGUCUCCAGAACAUCUACCAACAUUAUCAGUGAAGCUGUAUAAGAGUGACAACCUAGACAACCCCAUCAACACUGUCUCUCUGGGACAGUCGCUCUUCUUCCACUUCCCUCCUCUGGACAGGGACGGAGAAGGCUACGUCCUGAUGCUCCACUCCACACUGUCUCGCUCUCAGUUCGACUUCACUCUGCCUCAGAUCUCCUUCACCUCCACAGGAUACCACAAACACGUGACGCUCACCUUUAACCCCACUCGUAAACUACCCGACCAGGACGUGGCCCAGGGAUCUUACAUUGCUCUGCCUCUUACUCUGCUGCUCCUGUUGGCAGCAUACAAUCAUGAGAAGGUGAUCCCGCUGCUGUUUCAGCUUGUGAACCGCGUUCAGGGAGUGAGGAACAUGUCUCAAGUCAGCGGAGACAGUGCAGCCGUAGACGAGGCCAAACGUCAGGCCAAGAGACCGAAGGCCAGACGAACAUGAGUGCAAACCAGGACUUGGCUCAGGCAUCAUCAGCGGAAUAAGACACCAACACUGGCAUUGACUCCAUCAGCAGUUGGUGGUUAGAGGUUGGUGCUGCAAAGUCCAACAACAAUCACUAAAACACACACACACAUUGCCAAACAGCAGCACUGGACUGAGAGCUGACAUUUUACACCUUGUUUUGUCUUUUUUUUUUCCGCCACACUUCUUUUUUCACGAAACACUUACAAACCUUAAUUUAUUAAAUAUUCAGCUAAGCUAACAUCUCUUUAGUUUACGUUGUAAAAUACCAGGAUGAGUGUGAUGUCAGUCUCUUUACGGAGCAGUAGGUUCAAGACAGAAAUCUAACACGAACCUAAGAAAAGAUCAGGGUCAUUGGUGUAAUAAUAAUUAAAAAAAAACAGUGAAAAUAUUUUGUUUUAAUAAAUCGUUUUUAAGGCUUGUUGUGAAAACAUGCUGUUACAGUUUGUGGGAAACAAAAACAUGAGAAAUUCAAAAGUUUAUGAACAGACAGAAAGUAAAACAUUUUUGUAAUGCCCCCUAAUUAUCUGAAUUAAUUUUUAGGUCUGAAACGUUUGUCUUAGAUUACUCCACCAACUCCAUUUCAUGUGGCAUCAUAUUUAAACAGUGACCACUGAUGUGUCACUGCAGAUUCAUCUUCUUUAUUGGAAACAAACAAGGAUUUAGACAAAGAUUUGAGCUGUAGUCAGGCAUGUUACAUACAUGAGUGUUCACAGAAACACACUCCACUGAUGCAUUUUUUGAUGAGCAGGACAAAGAAUUGACUUCCUGUCAGUUUCUCUUUCACCCCAGGAUGAUGAAGAUGAUGAUGAGGAGAGUGGACUUAAUUAAUUAUUGAUUAAUUUAUUGUGUGUCUAAUCAGAUGUUAAUGUCAUAUAUUAAAACUGUUUUUUUAAGGAUUCUCUAGUUUAGUAGAAAUCCCACACAGGAGAAAAUCAGAAAAAUGAGUUAAAAACAAGUAAAAAAGAAAAUUUAAUUUUGUUUUCAGGCUCAGCUCCUGGAUGCACUGUAAAAAAAAAAAUAGAGGCCAAAUGUGCUCAGGAUUAUGUGCUGACAUUCACUGAGACAUGAAAAGGCCAAAGACUGUGAACUACGUUAAAGGUUAUUCCAAUUAUUCCUCAUUUCUGGGAAAGUGAUUUUUUUUGCAGGGGGUGGGGGGUGGGGGGGUGAUUGUCAUUUGGUCAGAAUCUGUUUGUUUGUUGUUUUUGAGAUAAAUAAAGUUUAACCAGAAAGAACAUGACUGUUUAUACUCUAGGGGGCAGUGUAAUGCAUGAUUUGAGUAUUCAAAAAUGAGGGAAAAGAGCUAAAGAUCUUUUUUUUCACAAGGAACAAAAGUGUAUUGUGGAUUUUUAAUUAAACAUUAGCAGCAAAUGGGAAUUAAAUGAUGGAAAUUUAAAAAA
Molecule: messenger RNA, 5131 nt
Organism: Cynoglossus semilaevis (tongue sole)
Lineage: Eukaryota; Metazoa; Chordata; Actinopteri; Pleuronectiformes; Cynoglossidae
Gene: nomo
Product: nodal modulator
Exons: 31
Coding region: 45-3710 (1221 amino acids)
Cellular component (GO): endoplasmic reticulum membrane
Molecular function (GO): carbohydrate binding
Source: RefSeq, a predicted model, not a curated record